Messenger RNA from Colias croceus (clouded yellow), 1479 nucleotides. RefSeq names its product rRNA N6-adenosine-methyltransferase ZCCHC4. NCBI's taxonomy places the organism in Eukaryota, Metazoa, Arthropoda, Insecta, Lepidoptera, Pieridae. Gene Ontology annotation, molecular function: zinc ion binding; nucleic acid binding; rRNA (adenine-N6-)-methyltransferase activity. Gene Ontology annotation, biological process: rRNA methylation. The record is from RefSeq and is a predicted model, not a curated record. Bases 74 to 1450 code for a protein of 458 amino acids. The transcript is spliced from 6 exons. Gene Ontology annotation, cellular component: nucleolus; cytoplasm.
UUUCAACGAGGACAGAAUAUUACCGAAAUAUAUUUUUUUUGGGCGUACUUAAUACAUCAAUUUGAAAGUUAUAAUGGGCAAGAAACGUAAGUUUUCUGCAGCUGUGAUCAAUACAAACAAUGUGCAACCAUUAAAAUCAUCUCCAGUCGAAGUUAUAGUGGAAGAUGUAACAACACAUCCCUUGUGUCUACAUGGACCUACUUUAUUGUUUUCAAGCGAAAAAGGAAGAUAUUUUGCAUGCGCCUCUUGUAGAGACAAAAAGGACUGUACAGUAAAUAUUGACGAAGAAGACUGGAAGAAGGAAGGGGUUAGAAAACGUAAUGAAAAGUACUAUAACCUCAUACCCAAAAUUGAUAAACAGGCUGCUUGGAAUACUUUGAAUGAGGUAAAAUCAAGACACCCCUCUGACAGAGCCUAUUGUCACACAUGUAAGGAACUCUACCUAAUAUCGCAAUCUAAAAAACACAGAGGGGAUCAUAGAAUCACAACACCAUUGACUGAAGAGUUACUAAACAACCCCUCCUCUUGGUUACCAACUUUGGAAAAUGAUUACAGGGAAGCGCAGUACUUGUUUACUAAGAAAGCUGUUAGCACUGUUCUGGGAAUACUGAAGAACAACAAGAUUAGCAAUAUACUCUGCAUCGGCACACCAUCAAUCCACGAAGCAGCUCAAGCGCACCCUGACUUUAAUUCCAUACUCCUGGAUUAUGACUCUCGACACCACCAAUUCUAUGAACCAACUAAGUUUCUAUGGUACAACAUGUUCAACAACUAUCUGUUCAACGGAAAUACGGAUGAAAAAGUGCUGACGAAGUUCUUUAAAGCAUCCAAAAAUAAAAACCUCUGCAUCGUUAUGGAUCCUCCUUUCGGAGGUCGAGUGGAGCCCAUAGUUCAUACUAUUAAAGAAUUAUCAGCCAGUUAUAAUAAAGUAUGUGACACAGAAGGCACUCUACCAGUUAUAUGGGCAUUUCCAUACUUUUCUGAACCAUACAUUACGAAUAUGAUGCCAGAGAUUAAGAUGCAUGAUUAUCAGGUUGAAUAUCAAAACCACAAAAAGUUCCAAAACAGCAAGGGUGGGCGUAAAUUCGGUUCGCCAGUGCGUUUCUUCACCAAUCUACCAUUCAUAACUAUUGACUUAUCCAAUGAUAGCACUUAUAAAUUCUGCGAUAAAUGCAAAUACUGGGUUGCCACGUCGAAUAUUCAUUGUAAUAAAUGCAAAGACUGUACAAGUAAGAAUGGCAUGAGGUAUAUACAUUGUGAUUUGUGCAAGCGGUGUGUCAAGCCUACGUACAAGCAUUGUAAGGUGUGCGAGAGAUGCUGUCAAGCGGAACACAAGUGUGGGGUGGUUGUGCAAUCGCAGUCGUGUUACAAUUGUAAUGAAAAAGGACACAAGAAAUCGGAAUGUCCUCAAAAGGAAGCAGUGAGCAAUAAAAAACAGAAAUCAAAGUAAACUUAUAUUUAAUAAAACUUUGUUAUAAU